Maudiozyma saulgeensis is the source of this 303-nucleotide messenger RNA. NCBI's taxonomy places the organism in Eukaryota, Fungi, Ascomycota, Saccharomycetes, Saccharomycetales, Saccharomycetaceae. The record is from the annotation of a GenBank genome assembly.
AUGACUGAUCCAGUUCCAGAAACAGUUGAGACAUUAUCAUCAGGGAUAUAUAGUAACCUGAUCACAUCAAUAAUUCAAGAUAUAGUCGCAAGAGAGACUGCAAAACAGAGACUUUUGAACUCGCGAUAUCCGAACUUGAUUCCAUAUGUUCGUGAUGACACAGGACAAAUAGAUAUUAAUGGUAAUCCCAAGACACAGGAAUCGUCCAAAUAUUUUACCUGUAAAAAUUGUGGUAGAGAGAUAUCUGCAAACAGAUUUGCUGCUCAUUUGGAACGUUGUUUAGGUAGAGGGGGUAGGCGAUGA